Molecule: messenger RNA, 1296 nt
Organism: Mya arenaria
Lineage: Eukaryota; Metazoa; Mollusca; Bivalvia; Myida; Myidae
Product: monocarboxylate transporter 1-like
Exons: 4
Coding region: 1-1296 (431 amino acids)
Biological process (GO): transmembrane transport
Molecular function (GO): monocarboxylic acid transmembrane transporter activity
Source: RefSeq, a predicted model, not a curated record
AUGGGCACCCUCUAUCUCGACAUUGAGGCUCACUUUCAGCGGGGACGCACCGCAACAUCCGGUCUACUGGCGGGCCUCGUGGGCGUCGUCAACUCACUAGGAAUAUUGAGCGGCGCCCUAAUUCGACGGAUAGGAUUGUUCCGAUCUUCGAUUAUCGCCUCCAUUUUGAUUCCAACAGGUGUUACGUGCAGCUUUUACGCCAAGCGUCUAGAGCAUCUGUAUAUCAGCCUCGCUUUGGUUGGAGGUUCGGGUAUCAGUCUAUUCAAUGUCGUCUGCAUCACGACAAUCAGUAAAGCGUUUACCGGACGUCAACGUCACGUCUGCCUGAGCAUCCUUUCCACCGGAACCGGGCUUGCCGGUGUGUUCUACCCAUUUCUGUUGCCCAGACUUGUCGAGGUUUUCGGGCUCAUGGGAACAUUUCUUGUGCUCGGUGGUCUCUUCCUUAAUGUUUGGAUUAUAUCCAUACUCAUUUAUUGGAACCAGCCUAGAAAAAUGACAUCAGAAAUCCCAGACAAAAUCAUUGAAAAUGACAAUGAAAAAUGCAAUAUUAAGAUAAUAAGUCGUACCAAUGAUAAGCCAAAGGAGAUAAUCAGCGACCUUGAAAAUGGCGACAAUAAAGCGGUGAAUACAACCGUGACAUCAGGGGCUCUAUAUUGGCAAAAGGUAGUGUUUACUGCUCGGAAAGUAGUUCUUGAAAUGAGAGAAGUGUUGUUUCUAGAAAAUGUGCUUAAUAUGGUAGGAACUGGAUUACUGAUGGCUGCUAUUAACGCUUAUCUGACGUUACAGCUUGACAUAGCCGCCUCUCGCGGGUUGUCACGUGAGGAGGGGCAAAAUGCCUUCGUUGUCGUGAACAGCGUAAACGUAAUAUCAGGUUUAGUUCCCGGCUUCUUGAAGCAGAUUCCGGGACUAAGUUACUCAUGCUUACUUAUCGUCGUUGCGGUAUUUGGUCUGACUGGACACUCAUUAAUUCUACUCUCUUCCGGUGCGCUUUUGUAUUUUCUGGCAUCCGCCUUAAUUGGUGUAUCCCUCGGUGGCGUUUUGACGUCGUCCCUGAUCGGACUGAAGAUUGUCCGGCCCGAGCUCAUCUCGGUGGCGUCAGGGACGCUCAUUACUAUGAUGGGAUUGCUGACGGCCGCGUCUGGGCCUCUUUUGGGAUAUUUCCGUGACAUCACCAGUGACUACAACCUCGUGCUUUACAUCACCAUCAGCAUACACGUACUGGCUGUGAUUCUUUACGUCACAGCGUUCGCCACGAGGAGGCCACGUGUCAUUGACGUCACAGUGUAUAUUAAAUGA